AUGCGCAGGGACACGCGGGGGCCGUGGCCAGCCUGGCCACGUGGCGGCGCGGGAGUGGCCGGGUCCACGGCGCGGGCGGUGGACCGGGGCGCGGCGGGGGUCCACCGGUCCGUGGUGGACCGGGGCCAGGGCAGAGAGCGGCGGGGGCCGGGUCCAUGGUGGACCGGCCGAGGGCGCCGAGCCGCGGUCCAUGGCGGACCGCGCGCGGGGCGAGGCGAGCAGGACCGCGGUGGCGCGGCGGGCAGGGACGGCGGCGCCAUGGCCGCCGCCGGCGAGGUUGCGGGCAUGGCCCUACGGGGCGAGACGGAGCACGCCGAGGGCACCACCGGGGUCGGCACGACGCGGCGAGGACGGGGCGCGGCUCACCUUCGCGAAACCGGCAGCGCGGAGAGGAGUGCGACGGCGGCGGCGGCGAGGUUGACGGCGGUGGCGCGGGUUUCGGCGAAACGAACGCGCGGCGGCUCGGGAGCGAAGCUAGGGUUCUAG
Sorghum bicolor (sorghum) is the source of this 486-nucleotide messenger RNA. RefSeq names its product spidroin-1-like. The transcript has a single exon. The coding region runs from base 1 to 486 and encodes 161 amino acids. NCBI's taxonomy places the organism in Eukaryota, Viridiplantae, Streptophyta, Magnoliopsida, Poales, Poaceae. The record is from RefSeq and is a predicted model, not a curated record.